AUGCUGUUGGUGAACACCAUCGAAGCUCAUAGGCAAGUCUUGCAGACGUGUUGCUAUGAUUUCCAAAAGCCAGGGUUUUUCGCUCGUCUCGUCGGUGAGAUUGCCGGGGCCGGGCUUCUCUUUGCCGAGGCAGACGAUCACAAGCGCCAGAGGAGGUUUGUACAAAACGUCUUCACGCCGCCAAAUCUUCGGAAGCUAUUUCCAGUCUUUCAGUGUAAAGCGAAGGAGCUCACUACGUAUCUAUCGUCGUUCCUCGAAAGAAGCGGAGAACACGAAAUUGAAGUGUGUGCGAAUGAGUUCAUCAGUCUAUGGUUCCCAAGGCUUGUGUGGUCACGACAAGUCCAGUCGGUUUUCACGAAAGCGACGCUAGAUAUCAUUGGGGUGACGACACUUGGCGUUGAAUUGGAGAACCUUCGAACUCCAGACGUGAAGCUCGACUUUCUCUCGUGUUACAACCGGAUGAUGGAGCAGUCAAAAUGGAGUGCACUGAUUAGUUUUAUCAAUGUGCAGGUACCCAUCCGCCGGUGGGUUCCCCUGGAAGCAAACCGGGGCUUUGUGCGGGCCAGCAACGCAGUGCGGGAGAUACUCAAGGAGUGCAUCCGCGAACGAAUGCAGGCGAUGCUGAAACACCACGAUUUAGGCCAGCGGGAGACUGUUCCUCGAGAUCUGUUGAGCUACUUGAUAGGAGAGCGGAUCUCGAGUAAGAGCGAAUUGUCCAACGAACAAAUCCUGGGGCAUCUUAUGAACUUUCUUUCUGCUGGCCAUGAGACAACAGCAGGGGCGAUGACUUGGGCCGUAUAUGUUCUAGCCACCAACCAAGAGAUACAAGAUCACUUGUAUGCCGAAAUCAGGGAACUUCGUUCCAACAAUCCGGCCCAAGACUACACAACCGUGGAUCGGCUUCCUUAUCUCCAUAAUUUCGUGCGUGAAUUACUUCGGCUCUACAGUCCAGGUUCGUCAAUUAUCCGUCGCGUGUCAUGCUGA
This is a messenger RNA of Neoarthrinium moseri, 984 nucleotides long. RefSeq lists its product as uncharacterized. Gene Ontology annotation, molecular function: monooxygenase activity; heme binding; iron ion binding. NCBI's taxonomy places the organism in Eukaryota, Fungi, Ascomycota, Sordariomycetes, Amphisphaeriales, Apiosporaceae. The record is from RefSeq and is a predicted model, not a curated record. Bases 1 to 984 code for a protein of 327 amino acids. The transcript has 4 exons.